This is a messenger RNA of Nerophis ophidion (straightnose pipefish), 3963 nucleotides long. Its product is annotated as collagen alpha-1(I) chain. The record is from RefSeq and is a predicted model, not a curated record. Bases 1 to 3873 code for a protein of 1290 amino acids. The transcript is spliced from 51 exons. Lineage: Eukaryota; Metazoa; Chordata; Actinopteri; Syngnathiformes; Syngnathidae.
AUGGGGGUUACUGCUGUCUUCAGAGAAGUGGUCGCAAAUUGCGGAGGCAGAUUCCUUCAGGCAAUCUCCGCCUUCGCCGCGUUAAGCUUCGAGGUUGGCAUUCCAAACCAAGAGACCAUCUCCCAGCCAUCAUCCGGACCCCUCAACUCUAAAGAUGUGAACGCAAAGAUCAAACCCACAGAGAUAACACCAAGAAUGCAUUCGGGAAACAAAAUUUACCCUUUGACCUUUAAAGAAGAAGCUGCAGUGGGAAACAAAGAUAAAAGUUACAUCAAUGUACCAGAAACUUUACUUUUAGAUCCUACGCCUGAUACUAAAUCUGAGAGGGACCUGUGGACAGAAUCCCCCCUUGCAUCUUUGGCUGUUAAAAAGGGCACAUCACUCUCCGAAAAUCUUGAGUCAGCUAUUUCUAGUCUGCACUUUCAGCCCACAGCUCAAAGUCUUCCAUCAGGAUCUCAAUCGGCAAUUUUAGAGAGCACUGAGAUAUCACCCUCAGUGGAAAGUCACAUUUUUAGAGCAAAAGGAGACAAUGUGUACACUGAAAGAAGAACAGAGGAACACGUUGAUGUACCAGUUCCAAACAUUGGUGUUUCCACUCCAAUUCUCAGCAAAGAAGCAAGGAGUAAUCUUGAAGCACUGACUGAGAAAGAUCACAUUAAGAAAGAAGGAGACAUAUUGGAAACAGAACCAAAUCCAACAGUCAAAGGCAAAGAUGGUAUUGACGAUGAGGAGGUAGAAAAAAGACAGAUUACAAGCACCGGUUCCAAUUACAACACAGAUCUGCCCAAGAAAUAUGAUUUGCCAUCAGUAGAAAGAACUCCAGAGGAAGCCAUCCAAUCGUCAAUAAAUACUCCUGAAAAAGUCAACCAGCAUCUUGAUCACACACCUUCUGGACGAGUACUAAGGCCAGGGCGCCAGGGUCAAAUGGGCUUACAAGGUCCACCAGGUCUAACAGGGCUUCCAGGACCAAAAGGGGACAAAGGCUACCCGGGUGUGAUGGGAAGAACUGGACAGACUGGAUACAUCGGCCCCUUUGGUCCACCUGGGAUGCCUGCUAUUAUUGUAUUUAAAACAUCUGAUGAAGAGUGGGAGGCGUUCAAGAAGAAGAAAUUCUACAUCAAGUUAAUUUCUUCCUGGCCGAAGGUAAAGGGGCCUCCAGGAUCUCGUGGACCUCCUGGAAACGCAGGACCAUCUGGGGUGCCCGGGAUUAUUGGAAAGCAGGGUCGCAAAGGAGAUCAAGGAAAAAUGGGUGUCCGUGGACCACCAGGCAUGCCCGGGCCCCAGGGCCGACCUGGGAAUGAUGGGACACCGGGGGACUAUGGAGAACCAGGACCACCAGGUUUACCUGGAGAACAGGGACCCCAAGGCUACAUUGGAGAGAAGGGCAGCAAAGGGGAGCCGGGUGAGUGGGGUUAUGAAGGGGAGCCUGGACAACAAGGCGAUAGGGGUCCAAAAGGACACAAGGGGAAGAAAGGUAUCCGAGGCUUUGUUGGACAUCCAGGGUACAUGGGAGUACUUGGAGUAAGGGGUCUUCCAGGUUUCCCCGGACCAUCAGGACCACGGGGAACAAGUGGAGCACAAAGCUUUGGUGGACCACCAGGCCCACAUGGCAAAAUAGGUCCAAAAGGAGCAAAAGGUGUCCCAGGAGUGAAAGGACCUCCUGGUCAACAAGGUGAAAUUGGACUGAGAGGAUCAAAUGGACCACAGGGAGAACCCGGUCCCAAUGGAACAGUUGGCUUUCCGGGGAUACGAGGUCCUCAGGGUAACCCCGGAUCUUUCGGACCCCCAGGUCCCAAAGGAGAACCUGGUGGUGCAGGGGAUGAAGGAGACAUAGGUGAACCUGGACCCAUUGGUCUUUAUGGAGCCAAUGGGAAUCCAGGAAUGCAUGGACCCUCAGGUGAUCCCGGAGCUAAAGCAAAAAAGGGUGAAAAAGGUGAUGCAGGUUUUAAGGGAGACCUGGGACCCCAGGGGCCUCCUGGUAAGUCAGGCUUGAAGGGACGUCGUGGCCCAUCAGGAUUCGAUGGACUUGAAGGGCCACCAGGACCAGCAGGACUUGCAGGACCUAGUGGAAUCGAUGGAAGCAUGGGGGAGCAGGGAAAACGAGGCAAAGAUGGACUGAAGGGAGACCGAGGGCAAACAGGGAUUCGAGGAUUACCUGGACCUCGAGGAGACAAGGGUCGCGAAGGUCGAUUGGGAUUUUCAGGGAUGCCCGGACUUUUUGGAGAAAUGGGAAAAUCUGGUGGAUCAGGACCAGUAGGAGAUCCCGGUAUUAAGGGCAGCCCAGCAGUUCCAGGAAAAAUUGGACCAAAAGGCUUUAAGGGUAUCCAAGGGCAUUCAGGAGAAAGAGGACAAAAUGGAAUCCGUGGAGCCGCGGGUCGAACUGGAACAAUUGGAAUGACUGGGGAAACUGGACUUCCAGGUCCAAAAGGUUUUUCAGGAAAGACGGGUAUAAGUGGCUUCCAGGGACCUGUAGGCAAAAGUGGAGAUGCUGGAAGUACAGGAAUGAAAGGAACACCUGGAAAGCUGGGGGAAAGAGGGACAAAAGGGAAGCAAGGUGCUGGUGGACGAUCAGGGAUGGAAGGAGACAUGGGCAAGAAAGGAGAUGAAGGGUCAAGUGGAAAACCAGGUCCCCCAGGCAACAUGGGCAUGCCUGGACCACGUGGACACAUGGGACCUCCUGGCAUACCUGGCAACAUUGGAAAGUGGGGUGAGAUUGGACUCCCAGGUCCUCCAGGUAAAAAGGGGCCACAAGGGCCAGAUGGUGCCAGUGGAGUCAGAGGUUAUCCUGGAAACAAUGGACUUCAAGGACCAACUGGCCCACCUGGUGUAAAAGGGGGCAAGGGAUCCAAAGGGCCUCCAGGAGAUGGGGGAUCUGCAGGGCUCGAUGGUGAGGAGGGUCCAGUCGGACUCAGGGGGGCUGAGGGACCACCCGGACUAAAAGGCAUACCAGGUGAUAAAGGCGGCAAAGGACCUCCAGGUCAGAGAGGAUCGAAGGGAACUGAAGGUGACCGUGGUGUCAGAGGUCCCCAGGGAGUGAAGGGUGCUCCAGGGAAACAGGGUGAUACUGGUGUACAAGGGGGCAGAGGUGGGCAGGGAUCGUCUGGACUCAAAGGUCAACCAGGCCAGAGGGGUCUCCAAGGAAUACUUGGACAGUUUGGACAAGCAGGAGAAACUGGAAAACAUGGAGCAAAAGGACACAAAGGUCUUAUAGGACAAAAAGGGCCCCUUGGCCGCAUGGGUACCCCUGGACUUAUUGGGCCAUUCACACCAGGUUUACCAGGCAAAGCAGGUCCUGACGGAAAGUCUGGGAAUACUGGCCUAAAGGGCAAUGAAGGAAAGAAAGGUCAUUUCGGUCCUCCAGGCAUCAAAGGAGACAUGGGAAUAAUGGGUGAAAAAGGGGCAAAAGGAUAUUCUGGAAUACAGGGAACAACGGGAAAAAUGGGACGUCUGGGCUUCAUUGGGCCACCUGGUUCCAAAGGUCAACCUGGACCUGGUGGUCCUCCUGGUACGCAUGGAAAUAAAGGGAUUCAAGGAACAACAGGAUGGUCAGGUCAGCCUGGAAACAAAGGAAACAAAGGAGCCCCUGGUGAAACUGGACUUGAAGGCCUACGAGGGAAGCCUGGACCUGCAGGGAAACCUGGAAUACCAGGUCUGAAUGGUUUGGACGGUUUACAUGGAGUUCAGGGUAAUGAAGGAUAUCCAGGUCAAAUUGGGUACACAGGAAGUCCUGGAGCACCGGGGAGGCCCGGCAAAAAGGGUACCCCUGGACCACCUGGGAUCAUAGGGAACAUUGGAGCACAAGGCUUGAGGGGUGAAACUGGACCACCAGGAGAGACAAAUGGACCUCCUGGACCAAUAGGGCCACUGGUAUAAUACUCUUUAAUUGGUAUUGUAAAGACAAUUUUAACUUUGCAUAUAAUGGCUCUGCUCUUGAAUCAGGGUAUCCCGGACUGAUAGGACAGA